GUCUGGCGUCCCACGCCGAUGAUCGCACGCCGCACCUGAAAUAAAGAAGCUUGCUGUCACCCCGACAAAACCCUCCUGAGACUGGUGAUGGACAGGUCAAUGGAACAGACUAAAAACAGAAUGUGAGAGCAGGAAAAAGUUCUUCCCCCCCUUAAAAAAGAAAAAAAAAAAGCUGACUGGGAAAGCACAACCCAUGGGGGGUCCUACACGAUGUACAACAGGGAAAGGCCAACAACUGGGUGAAGAUAUAAAACCUGAAAUAAGAAGAAAACCUAUAACGGGCUCCCGGUGCUGAAUCUGAAGGAGCGUGGGAAAAAAAAGGCGCAAAAGUGACGGAUGUCCUGAAUCUCCUGCGCUGUCUAGAGAAAUACUCGCCUCCACUGACUCACAGUGACAAAGGGUUGAUCAUCCAGUCAUCCUAAAAGUUACUUCUUGUGGACUGCAGGUAACAUGGCGAAAACUAAUAAUAAAGCUACAAAGAAUGCCAGGGCUGGUAACAACAAGAUAAAAACAGUAAAAAAAAACUACAAAGAAAGCCAAGGCCGCUCCUCAAAUGGGUGGUGGUAAGGUCAGGGCUGCAAAGCCGAAGAAGAAGAAGGUCGGAGCAGGAAAAAUUAGGCAACCCACCGGGGGUCCUACAGGACGUAUGGCAGGGAAAGGACAACAUCCAGCUCCUCAUGCAGGUUUUGGACAGACCAGUGUUGCACCCCAGAAGGAGAAUGUUGGAGCAGGAAAAAGUUCUAAACCCACAAAAAGCCAACAGCCUGGUAAAGAUGUCAAACCAAAAAAAGCUCCUCGAACGUGUGGUGGUAAAGUCAGGGCUGCAAAGCCGAAGAAGAAGGAUAAAGCAGGAAAAAGUCCAAAGCCCUUAAAAAAGCCGACUGUGAAUGCGCAACCCACCGGGGGUCCUACAGGAUGUACAGCAGGGAAAGGACAACAUCCAGCUCCUCAUGCAGGUUUUGGACAGACCAGUGUUGCACCCCUUAAGGAGAACGUUGGAGCAGGAAAAAGUCCUAAACCCACAAAAAGCCAACAGCCUGGUAAAGAUGUCAAACCAAAAAAAGUGUCUCAACCUACGAAGAAGUCAACUGUGAAAGAGCAAACCGGUGAAACUGCGGCCCGCAAACGAAAGAGAGAGGAGCAAAAUGGCGGAAGUGUAAAACCAAAAAGAACAAAACAGCAACCAACAGGAUAUUUUCCAGAAGCGAUACGACCGCCUGUGGUGGCUCCGAUUGUUAUUGUACAUAGUAGGCAGUCAAUACCUGGACCAUCUCCUAUGACUGUGAAUCGCGCAGCACCGACAGGACGGGUGAUGAUGCCUCCUCAGGAGCCUUUUGAGGAUAGACAUUGUGCAGCACUGUCAGGACAGGGGACGAAGCCCCGUCAUUUUGUGGACAUCCAUGAAGCGGCACUGAUACAGCGGGUGACUCUGGUGGAUCCGAUCCUAGAUGAUCUGAAGCAGUGGAGGCUGCUGACACAGGAACCAUAUGACAGAGUGCGCAACUUGAGGCCCUCCCAGGAGCAGAUGCGAGAACUCUUCUGUUAUGUGAAAUCCUGGGGAAAAGAAGGCAAGGAUAAGCUCCUGGAAUCUCUGAGAAAGCAUAACGCUCCGCUCAUCGGCGAUCUGGAGAAGAGUUAGCUCCUGGGAUCAGUGUCUGAUAUAUGGAAUGUGUUGUGUAUUACACUAAAUCAG
Hyla sarda is the source of this 1693-nucleotide messenger RNA. RefSeq lists its product as uncharacterized. Gene Ontology annotation, biological process: regulation of apoptotic process; innate immune response; inflammatory response. Lineage: Eukaryota; Metazoa; Chordata; Amphibia; Anura; Hylidae. The transcript has 11 exons. Bases 554 to 1639 code for a protein of 361 amino acids. The record is from RefSeq and is a predicted model, not a curated record.